This is a messenger RNA of Suncus etruscus (white-toothed pygmy shrew), 480 nucleotides long. RefSeq names its product leukocyte immunoglobulin-like receptor subfamily B member 4. The transcript is spliced from 3 exons. The record is from RefSeq and is a predicted model, not a curated record. NCBI's taxonomy places the organism in Eukaryota, Metazoa, Chordata, Mammalia, Eulipotyphla, Soricidae. Bases 34 to 444 code for a protein of 136 amino acids.
CAGGGACCCCGGGGCCUGGGGCAGGGUGGGGUUAUGGUCCAAGACAUCUCAGGAGAUCUGUCAGGACACAUUCCCACUCCUCUCCCCACAGAUGCCACCAUCACCCAAACACAGACUGAGGAAGGGGUACAGCUGAACCCCCAGAGCAGGCAGGAUGAAGACCCCCAUGGAGCAACCUAUGCCCAGGUGAAGCACGCAGGACUCAGGCGGGAAGUGGCCUCCUGUACCCCACUUUCUGGAGCUCGGCCGAAUGCACAGGACCAACAAACAGAAGAGGACACACAGGCACGUGGGCAGGCAGAAGCAUCGGAGGCCCCCCUGGAAGUGACCUACGCGCAGCUGAAACACCUAGAUACUGCACAGGAGAGCACAGCGCCCCCUUCCUCCACGUCAGGGGACUCCCCAGAGGAGCCCAGCGUGUAUGCUGCUCUGGCUUUCCACUAGUCCAGCAAGGACCCAGACUGGUCCAGGACCCCAGGA